Dicentrarchus labrax (European seabass) is the source of this 1666-nucleotide messenger RNA. RefSeq names its product Ferritin light chain, oocyte isoform-like. Gene Ontology annotation, cellular component: cytoplasm. Gene Ontology annotation, molecular function: ferric iron binding; ferrous iron binding. The transcript is spliced from 3 exons. The record is from RefSeq and is a predicted model, not a curated record. Gene Ontology annotation, biological process: iron ion transport; intracellular iron ion homeostasis. Bases 139 to 744 code for a protein of 201 amino acids. Lineage: Eukaryota; Metazoa; Chordata; Actinopteri; Moronidae.
GAUGAACUUGAGCAGCUGACCGGGAAACAGUUGAUCCUUGCGGGCUAAAUUUAUCCAGUGUUGACGGUCCGGAGGAGGAAGAAGACGCAGUUUAUUCUAAAGAAGCACUCAGAGUGGAUCAGUGACCGGGCGGCGAUCAUGGCUGAGCCCGCAGGGAAGAGGUUAAAGAGCGGCCUGCCGCUGUGCACCGCGCACCGGAGCUCCGCGGGCAGCCGGGCCAGACACAACCUGCAGGCCGCCGUGGAGGAGGCUCUGUGCGGGGUGAGCAGCCUGCUGUGGGACGGAGCGUACCGGCUGCAGGCUCUGGCCAGUGUGUUUGAGCGGGACGACGUCGCUCUCCCCCGCGUCGCCUCUUUCUUCCACCAGGAGGCGCUGAAGCAGGAGGAGGAGGCCGAGGCCAUGCUGGGGUAUCUGGCUGAGCGAGGGGGUAACUACUGCGGCAGGGACAUCCAGAAGCCGGGUUGCGAGGCGGUCUGCGCGGUGUUACCGGCUCUGGAGCUGCUGCUGCUCCAGCUGAAGGAGGAGGCCGGCGUCCUGGUGGAGCUGAACCAGCUGGCUCGCACCAACGGCGACCCGCACACCGCCAGCGUCGUGAAGAGCCGCUUCCUGACGCCGCGGGUGGACCGCCUCAAACUGCUGGGAGACCUGGUCACCAGCGCCCGGCGGGUGGGCUGCACCAACGACCACACGGGGGGGUUCGGGGAGUACAUCCUCAAUGAGCUGCAGGAGGAGCUCACCGGAUGAUCAAUCAGAUCAAUAAGAUUGGAAAUGUCUGAGAACAAAAGUUAAAUUUGCUCCGUGAAAGAGAGCCGGGGUGCAUUUUGUAGCCUAGCUUAGCACAAACACUGAGCCAAGCUCCAUCAAAAGAACAGAAGCAACUUCAAACAACUCCAAAGCUUUUCUCCAUGUGAUGCUUUAAUCUAAUGACCUAGCAUUCGAAGCAGCUAACUAACAAAGUGCCUUGUUGUUUAUUUUAUUGGUUGUGUGUUUAAGUAGCUUAGCACGAAGACUGCACGUAGGGGGAAACUUCCAACCACGUCUCCACCAAACCGAAAAGAAAAUCCAACCAAAGUUCAGCACGGACGUCAAAUCUGGCAGCCGACAGAUAAAACAGCUCGAAUGCUAACCGUUGUAAACAGCAAAUAAAUCAGAAACCCUAAACUCUACUUUAAUGUGAAUUAAAUGUUUGUUUGUAAUAAAAUUAUAUUUUUCUGAACAUAUUUUUCUACAAAACUGAGCCGGUGUAAUUUUUAAUUAUCACGUAUAUAAACAAACCAAAGAAGCGCUAAUGUUCAAUAACCAGUUGAUUUAGAAACUUUAUAAACUAAAUGAAUUAAAAACGAUGUUUGUUUGAGACGUUGAGACGUUGUUCGUGUGCUGCUACGCUUUGUCUUCUGUUUGUAAACUCGUGUAUUCAAACAUAUGAGUGUGAUUUUAUUUUAUAUUAUUUAUUCACCGCGUGUUCAGUAUUUAAUCUUAUAUUUUUUGUUUUGUGACUUUUAUUGUGACAGUCUCACUACGGAGGCCACGAGGUGUUUGACAGUUGUACGUUUAUUUUCAGAUGUUUGUUGUUAUAAGUUUGUGUUUGUUGUGUAUUAUGUAAUAAAGUUACCUUUGUUUUAAAUGUUUAUAAAGUCCAGAAAUAAUAAAAAUAAAGUUAAAGAAC